CUUUCAAUUAGCAACCUGCAACUUCGCCACCAACAUCCUCCAGGGUUUAAAUGCGCUUCCCGUCGAUUCCCACCUUCAUACGCACACUCUACGCCUUUUCGAACACCACCCUCCGCACACCACCAAAUCCAUUCCAUUCCCUCGUCCGACCAACCGCAUUGCGAGCGUCUAUGCCAAUUCCCUUUAUCGGCUCUCUCUUCUCGACCGCCGAAACUCGCAAGAUGUCGUAUCCCGUGCAAAAGACAGACCAGGAAUGGCAGGCACAGCUGAGCAAAGAACAAUUCCGUAUCCUUCGCGAAAAGGGCACUGAAGCUCCCUUUACCGGAAAAUAUGAUAAACACGCCCCUACCGAGGGAGUCUACACGUGCGCGGGAUGUGAUGCUCCUCUAUACCAAGCCAACCACAAGUUCAAGUCGGGAUGUGGAUGGCCUGCAUUCUUUGAUGCGGUUCCGGGGGCUGUCACGAGACAUGUGGAUCGUGCGUUCGGUAUGGAGAGGACGGAGAUUGUGUGUUCAAAUUGCGGAGGACAUUUGGGACAUGUGUUCAAAGGAGAGGGAUAUGCUACGCCGACGGAUGAGAGACAUUGCGUCAACAGUGUGAGCAUCAACUUUGGUAAGGAUGAUCCGGUGACCGAGGGGAAGAAGAGUGAGUUGUGAACCAAGUGGUUACUGCACAAAGAGGGACAUGUUUGGAUAGUAAAAUGGUAGGCUUGGUGCCGCAGAGCAGCAGGAGUGAUUGCCAAUGAGUUAUGAAAUGAGAUACGAACCCCAUUAUUCUACAGUACAGCUUCAUACGCCUUGUACGCUUCAGCAAGAACAAGUAUGCUUCCUGGAAGCAGCUUUUGCGUAGUGAUCUGAGGCGUGACCAAAGUUGAUAGGUAUCAUAGGUUAUCGAUCUGAGUAAAAGCAGAAGCAAAACCAAA
Messenger RNA from Sphaerulina musiva SO2202, 922 nucleotides. Its product is annotated as SelR-domain-containing protein. Bases 51 to 656 code for a protein of 201 amino acids. Gene Ontology annotation, biological process: protein repair; response to oxidative stress. Gene Ontology annotation, molecular function: peptide-methionine (R)-S-oxide reductase activity. The transcript is spliced from 2 exons. NCBI's taxonomy places the organism in Eukaryota, Fungi, Ascomycota, Dothideomycetes, Mycosphaerellales, Mycosphaerellaceae. The record is from RefSeq and is a predicted model, not a curated record.